GCAAGGGGAUGGAGUCUCGCCUGUCAAUCAUGCCAGCUGUUGACGACCUUGCCAGCCGAUGACUAGAGUUAUCGCUCUACUUCUGACGCCGUCGACAUCGACUACAGUCGCUACAGUUGAAGAAUCGUGAGAUCAGUGUUUGUCCAAAUAUCCUUAAGUGAAGAGAGGAGGAAACGCAAAGAUGUCUGCAGGUGAUACCAAUGAGAUCCGAGUGGUCCUCCUGGGCAAGACCGGUGCAGGCAAGAGCUCCCUUGGCAACACUCCUCUGGGUGAAGAUAAGUUUGAGAUCGGCCGAGGGCUGUCGUCUGGUACAGAAGUGUGUCAGAAUGCUCAUGCAGAACUGGACGACAUGUGUCUACAGGUAACAGACACACCUGGCUUGUGCGACACCCACAGACCGGAAGAGGAAGUGCUGCGAGAGGUUGCCAAGAGCGUCGCCAUUGCCGGUCCCGGCCCUCACGUGGUGCUCCUGGUGUUUCGCUGUGAUCGUCGCUUUACCGCGGUUAGUUUGUAAAACAUUUCCCUGAAA
Pomacea canaliculata is the source of this 529-nucleotide messenger RNA. Its product is annotated as GTPase IMAP family member 4-like. Gene Ontology annotation, molecular function: GTP binding. The transcript has 4 exons. Lineage: Eukaryota; Metazoa; Mollusca; Gastropoda; Architaenioglossa; Ampullariidae. The record is from RefSeq and is a predicted model, not a curated record. Bases 182 to 514 code for a protein of 110 amino acids.